AAGGAGAGGAUAAACAAACUGAAGAAGGUGAAAAAAAAGUAUUUUGCUGAGGAACAAGAACUAAAUCUCCUCACAUGGUCGGCCAAGGAGCAAAUCCGAUACCUCCACCAUACAGAUCCACAGCAGUGGACCCCUGAACACAUUGCUCAAUGUUUUCCCAUUUCACCUGAAGGUAAACUGCUGCAGCAUAAUCAACCCCUCCUGAAUGAGAAGGCAAUUGUGAAGCAUGACACUGAUGUUGCAAGGCGCUGGCGUAAACAGGGCCUGCAAGGUGGCCCCAUCUCUGAGAAGGUGGCUGAAGAAGUUGCUCGAAAGUUAUUCCAUGCUCCCACUAAGAAUCCAAACUCAUUGCCAGCAUUGCCUGAAGGAAGGAUGUCUUUGGAGCAGUCCAGUCCUAAAGGGGAGUUUGUGAAGUUGUAUGAGCAGUACACGGGAGAAGGGGUGCAGAGACAAGAAAGUCCUGGUGUAUUGAACAUCAAGGAGGUUGGCAUACCAAUGGAUCAUCAGCAUCAGUAUGUGCAGUGGAAGAUGGAUGAAAUGAAGACAUCAGAUGGAGAUCCCUCUCCCCAAGUGAGGGUCAGAAUAAGUGAGGAUGAGAGACAUAAGCAGGUGAUGGAAGAUGUCCGGGAUUCUUUGCCUCACAUUGUCUCAAAAUAUCAAAGCCGCUCGAAAGUUCUGCCGGAGGUGGUGCAGCAGGACCACUUGACCAAGGAGGCUUAUCUCUAUGACCCAGAAGUUGGCUAUCAGCAUCCUGUGGGGAAGAAGACAACAUCACCUUCAGAUCGCAUCUCCAUCCCACCAGAGCGACUUCAGCCUCCAGGCCAUGAAGAUCAAGCCAUCUAUAGAGUUGGAAACUCAUUCUAUGAUUCUGACGGAGAAUUCCUGUUCAGUGUCCCAUCUUCUCAGGAAUGAAAGUUUGUGCCACC
Darwinula stevensoni is the source of this 926-nucleotide messenger RNA. The record is from the annotation of a GenBank genome assembly. Lineage: Eukaryota; Metazoa; Arthropoda; Ostracoda; Podocopida; Darwinulidae.